Molecule: messenger RNA, 1946 nt
Organism: Meloidogyne enterolobii
Lineage: Eukaryota; Metazoa; Nematoda; Chromadorea; Rhabditida; Meloidogynidae
Source: the annotation of a GenBank genome assembly
UUUCGAUCUUAUUGUUAUUAUUGGUGCCGAUUUAUUGGUUUCGACUCCUUAUUGGUUUUGUCUUUUUGUUAGAAAUGUUUUAUCAACACCAACAGCAAAAUCCUCAACCAACAACAUUGGAAGCUAAUGCUUAUCCAUCGCAAUAUUGUCAACAUCAACAACCUGAAUCACAAUUAAACCAACAACCAAUAGGACCAACAGAAAUAGUGUUCCCUCAAUUACUGCCACAGGCAUCAAAUUUUGAUUCAGACAUAUUACAGCAACAGUCUUGUUCUGCUUCGAAUCAAAUUGUUCAAUUGGAAACCGAAAAAAAUAGUUGUGACCAAGAAUUAACAGGAUUAACCGGGCGUCGGAAUUCUACUAACGCUACAGAGUCUACUAUUGGAGAGUCGGCUGGCAUAAAUGACAAUAUUCUACCUGCUGAGCAAUCAAUAUGGGUUAUGAGGGAGUCCUAUCUGAAAAGGCGCGAACGUGAUGAACAAAAGCGGCUUGAACCAGAUUUUUCUGAACAACCGGUGCCGAUUUGUUUAACAGAAACUGAAGAUGCAGUAAAAAGCGUACAAUAUGAUGACGAUGAAACUGAUAGGCUUUUAGCUACGGAAUCAACCCAAGAAUGCAAAAAUAAACAUGAUGUUGGAACCAGUGGCCCAAUUGAAGAAGCAACCGAUAAUUCUAAUGGAUUAGCAAGUCGGAAGGGCAGCAAAAAAGAAGUAAUUAUUCAUGAACCUGCGGUGCUUAUAGAGGGCGUUCUUUUCCGAGCACGAUAUCUUGGUUCAACUCAAAUGAGUUCUGACGGACGGACCACAAAAAGUUCGAGAAUGGCGCAGGCCCAGGAGGCGGUUACUCGAGCACCUGAAGGAGAACCUCAACCAAGCACUGAAAUAGACUUGUUUAUCUCAACUGAAAAGAUAAUGGUUUUGAACACAGAUCUUCAGAGAAUAUCAGAAACAGAUGUGCGUCAGGACAUACUUAUGGAUCACUCAUUGCGUUCCAUUUCCUACAUAGCAGAUAUAGGAGACUUGGUUGUGCUUAUGGCCCGGCGAAUGCCUUGUCAACAGGAACAGAGUGAGAAUACCGAAAUUAUAAGAAAAGCACCUCGCGUGGUCUGUCACGUAUUUGAAUCAGAAGAGGCUAAUUUUAUUGCCCAAUCUAUUGGGCAGGCCUUUCAAGUUGCAUACACGGAAUUUCUGCGAGCAAAUGGAAUUGAUGAUCCAAAUUACUUACGGGAUAUUGAUUAUCAAGAAGUGUUGAAUUCUCAAGAGAUGAUGGCUGAAGAACUGGAGCUGCUGGCGCGUAAGGAGACGCAAAAGGAUGUAGUUAUAUCAAAGCGCGCAGGUGAACCUAUUGGAAUAGUAAUUGUUGAAUCAGGAUGGGGCUCAAUGCUUCCAACAUCGGUGAUUGCUAAUAUGGCGCCAGGUGGACCUGCUGCGCGAUCUAAUCAGUUAAAUAUUGGCGAUCAGGUGAUUGGAGUCAAUGGUAUCUCACUUGUUGGAUUGCCGCUAAGUGCUGCACAACAAAACAUAAAGAAUGCUCGUUCAUCUACAGCUGUUCGACUGACAAUUGUUUCGACUCCACCUGUAGUAGAAGUACGAAUAAGACGACCAGAUACAAAAUAUCAACUUGGAUUUAGCGUUCAAAACGGAAUAAUUUGUUCGCUUCUUCGUGGCGGUAUCGCUGAACGAGGUGGCAUACGUGUGGGUCAUCGUAUUAUUGAAAUAAAUCAAACUAGCGUUGUGGCUGUCACACAUGAGCGAAUUGUCAACAUGCUGGCUACAGCUACUGGCGAGAUCCAUAUGAAGUGGGUUUAUGCUUAUAUUCUAAAAGUAAAUCUAAUUCAGAACAAUGCCAACAUCGAUGUUUCGUUUGCUGACUGGGCAGGAGAUACCAAACUACAUAUGAUGUUUAAUAUUUAUAAAUUGUCAUAUUGUAAAAAUUUAUAUAAAUAA